Molecule: messenger RNA, 456 nt
Organism: Musa acuminata AAA Group (dessert banana)
Lineage: Eukaryota; Viridiplantae; Streptophyta; Magnoliopsida; Zingiberales; Musaceae
Exons: 1
Coding region: 1-456 (151 amino acids)
Source: RefSeq, a predicted model, not a curated record
AUGAUCGACGCCGGGAGUUCCGUCAACGUCCUGUACCUCAACGCCUUUGAGAUGCUUGGUUUGACCAAGGAGGAACUCACCCCCAUGGCAUCGGCACUCACUAGAUUCACAGGGGAUUCCAUCUCCUUGCUCGGGACCACCAUCCUCCCUGUCACCAUCGGGGAAGAGCCGAAAGCAAAGACAAUAAUGACUACCUUCAUGGUAGUCGGUCUACCCUCGACCUACAAUGUCAUCUUCGGCCGACCGACGCUCAACAAGUUAAAGGCGGUGGUAUCCACCUACCACAGGGCCAUCAAGUUUCUGACUUGGGCGGGGAUCGGGGAAUCCCGAAGUGAUCCGGGAGAGUCAAGGCGAUGCCAUCUUAUGGCAGUUACUAUCCCAGGGAAGUCACGCCCCCGUCGAGUCCCCAACCCCCGCGGGGGACCCAUAGCACCGAUGCAGCUAGAGCCCCCUUGA